Molecule: messenger RNA, 1385 nt
Organism: Saccoglossus kowalevskii
Lineage: Eukaryota; Metazoa; Hemichordata; Enteropneusta; Harrimaniidae
Product: ragulator complex protein LAMTOR2
Biological process (GO): positive regulation of TOR signaling
Molecular function (GO): guanyl-nucleotide exchange factor activity; molecular adaptor activity
Source: RefSeq, a predicted model, not a curated record
CUUUAGAAUUCAUAUUGAAAUUUCUACUCCCAGCAUGCUUUUCGCGCGGAUCAGCUGAUCAGAACGAGCACGAAUCUGUUUUUCCCUAGGAAUGCAUGUAUGUUGGACCGGGAAGUAAAGCCUACGAAACAAACAAUGCUGAAACCCAAAGCGUUGACCCAGGUGUUGAGCCAAGCUAAUACGGGCGGCGUUCAGAGUACACUGCUGCUGAACGGUGAGGGCUCACUUCUGGCCUAUUCAGGUUAUGGUGAUAAGGAUGCCAGAGUACUGCAGCUAUUGCAAUCUUUAUUGAAGGUGUAUCCUAAAAAUGGACAUAGAUCUAAGUACAAUAAAGCAUGCUUAUAAUUCUUUUGUAAUAUGACUUAUUUACAGGAGGGUAAAGUGGCCAUUACAAAAGUUGCCAAUUUAUUGUUGUGUAUCUAUGCUAAGCAGUCUGUUGGUUUUGGUAUGUUGAAAGCAAAGGCAAAGGCACUAGCAGAUUAUUUGGAAGAACCACUCAAACAGGUUGCAGCAUCAUGACAAUCGUAGACAGUCACCAAACAUUCUGGUUUUAGAAAUGGAACUUCCAAUUUCUGUUCACCGGAGCCGGGUGGUCUACCAGUGUAAACCAAAAAUUCACCCCUUAUAUUCGUUAUUGCUUUAAUAGAAACCACAUUCCACUAGCAGCUACACUUCUAAUACAGUUUUUCAUUAGAAAUAUUUUUGGCAACAGGUCCAUACUGAGUUUCAUGCAUAUAAAAAUUCAUUAAAAUUGGUCUGCAUAUCCAUGGUACAGAUUAUUUUUUUAAAUCUGUAGGGAAGAGAUAAGAGUUCAAACAGGUUUUAUUGUUACUGGUGACCACCAUAAAGAAUGGGAUGGCAAUAUUGCAGUACAAGACACUGUUUUGCUAAUAUGCCUAUUUUGUUACCAAAACUGUCUUGUAGUCGGAGUAAAUACAGCUUGUAAUACAAGAAGUAUUACCUCAAUUACAAAAUUUCGUCAUGUACAUCUUUUUACUACUUUCUCCAACAUUGUUUGUCUUGUAGUGGACGAACUAUUCAAUGUUGUAACGCAAACACAAACAAUAUUUUAGAUACUUACUGUUACUAUUAAUUUGGGUUCUGUCUGGAGACAAUAUAUGGUAUCAUACGUAUGCACAUCUAUUUUGUCUGAUUAGAUUAAUAUUGGCUACAUCCCAAUUCUUCAAAGACUGGGUAGAUAGAUUUAAAUCAAAUUUAGUAUACCGAUAGCUACAGUAUGUAUGUUGUUUUUUGAAGUCUGAUUCAAGAUGGCCUAUCAGCUUCCAUUUUGUUUAAAGAAUAAAUUUACCCUCAUAUUUUUUUUAGGGAAACCAAUGACAGAGUUGAAUUGAAACAUGUAUCAUUGUUGUCAAUAAAAUAUUCAA